CUGCCAAGUGGUAGAGGUGUGUGCGCGCGUACUGUACGUCGCAGCUCUGUCGUUGGGCCGAACAAAAUCGCUUCUUUCUCACCAAAAUAAUCGGAACGGUAGCGGUAUCGGCUGGGUAUUCUGCCAAUUACUUCCUCCAAAACUGUCCGUUUGAUGUGGAAACGCCAUUUUUCUACGAACGAAGUCGAGACGAUCGUCGUCGUGCUUACGACACAACAAAAACCCGAUAGACAUCGCCCUCUUUUCUCUCCACUGCCAUGCCCUACAGACCGGGAGCUUACUCCUAUGGAGGGAGAAAUACAAAUAUAUCCUCGACUCCAAGUUACACGAAAUAUAGUGGAGGAUUGUCACCUUCGGUAAAAAGUUACGGAUCGAGUGCACCAACAUGGAAUCGAUAUUCUACGUCUAAGGAUAAAAGUUAUGGUGGUUCCGGUUACACUUCGGAUUAUAGUAAAGGAGGAGGUUACACUUCCGAUUAUGGGAAAACUGGUUACACGUCGGAUUAUCGAGGUUCCGGAUAUACUUCCGACUUCAACAAGGCAAGUCAAGAUAGAAGGCCGAGUUAUGGUACCGCUGCUAGUUACACGUCGAGAGCCAACUUUACUCCCAAUUACAACUCUUACUCACGCUCUAGUAGUCGAGAGGAUGCUAGUGAGAGGAGAGAAUCCUUUUCCAGAUCUAAGAGUCAGGAUGGCCCAAAUUUGGCUGACGAAGAUAAGAAGGAAAAGGAAGAGGAAAAAACAGCAUCCAAGUCGGAGGCAAAUGCGAAAUCUACUACUAAUGAGAAGGUACCUGCUGAUUUCUCAUCCGAGUCUAGUGAUUCGACCGAGGAAGAAAGCGAAGACGAAGGAUUUCUAGUUUGUCGAUCUACCUCACCUGGUCCUUUUGAUACCAACAAUGUUACUACUAUAUCUUCAGUUGUUUUCAUUCAACGCCCUUCUCCUGGAAGUGGAAGUAAGAUAGAUGCCAGCACUCAAGUUGAAGCUAGUGAUGCUUCAUUCAAGCUGGAAAGGCAGAAUUCCGGUUCUCGGCCAACAUCAAAUUAUUUCGAUAGAUAUUACAACAAAUAUACCAAUCCUAGAGGUUACAGGAACAGAGAAACUACUGCUGUCAGGCCGACUACGUUGAACGUGCAACCGGAUGCCAAUAAAGAAACUGUUCUUUCGUCUCCAAAUUCCAAAUCUCCCAGUCAGUUAGGAAUCGAAAACGAUUCGGGGACUGCAUUCUCACGAGACACUUCUCCAAAUCCCACUCAAGAAAAAGAAAAGAGCGUCAACAAGGAUUUUCGCAAGUCCGUACUCAACAUGAACUUGGACGAGAAAGAACUAGAAGAUUAUCUGAAGAAGAAGGACGAAAAGGCCAAGAAAAAGUCGUCAUCUUCUCUAUCAACCGAAGCCAAUGUAGAAAAUGGCCAAGACGAGAUCAGUCGUUUACCACGAUCACCUUCCAGACCAAAGUGUGACGGAGCAUUGAAUAAGACUAAUUCCAGGAGCAAGAUGGUAGACGGUCCCGUAAAAAGAAGCGAAUCAAAAGGCAAAAUGGAUGUUUCGAGGAGUAAUUCUCACAAUAAACUUUCUGCCAACGAUAAGAGAUAUAAAGGAAGCAAAGAUAAUUUACUGGAUGAAACGUCGAGAAACUCUUCCGCGGACUUGAUGGAUUCUCGAAGAUCUACUCAAGAUUCUUCAUCUAGUGACGAAUCUGAAGAUUUGAAUAGAAGCAGAACGUCUAUGGCAGGUCGACCUAGAAGAAAAUUAAGAAAUUCUAGGGAAGAUAUUCUAGAUGAUGAUAAAAGCCAAAGAGGAAGAGGUUCGAAAGAAAAGUUAUUAGAAGAACUUCCUCCUAGACCGUCGGCUAAAGGAUGUAAAGACGAGGAAAAAAGGGAUUCCAAAAUACCCAUAGCUAGGAAACCUACGAUGGAGCUUUAUUCGUCUUCCCGAAACGCAUCAAGAGACAAAAUUCAUGCGGAUAUUUCGCAGAGAAAAGAUUCUUCUAGUUCUAUUAGUUCCAUACCAAGCAGCCCCGGGGAAACUAAUGUGGUGUUUAAUCUUCCUCUUCCCAAACGACAAAGUUCCAGCCGCCAAGUAAUGGUUAAUAACCUGAAAGAUGCAGAAACUAGUGGACAAGAGGGUUCGGAAGAAGAAUCGGAUGAGAGUACAGAAACCGAAGAAGACAGCAAAAGAAAUUCCAGGAAGACGUCCACGGAUAACGAAAAAGACUUUUGUUCCGAGAUAUUCGGAAGAAAUGCUUCACAAUCGAGUUUUCAAUCCAAACCUGUUGAAGAAGAUCGGGAUUUUGUGGGGGAGAUAUUCAGCAAAAGUCCUUCUUAUGUUCGGAAAGGUAAUGAAGAGAAGGAAAUAAAAACAACCGUGACGAAAAGUUCGUCAGAAUCUUCCCUGUCGUCCUCAGAAGAGAGCGAAACUGACGAUGCUAACGAAAUUAUGAAUAAAAAUACAUCGCAAGCAGAAUCUUCCUCGAAAGACGAAGAAAAGGAUUACGUAGGAGAGAUAUUUUCGAGAAGCCAAUCAUUUGUACGAAAACCAGGGAUGAAUUAUUUGCAACAGAGAGAAGGAGUAAAAAAAUCAUCUUCUAGUGUGCCUCAAAAAUUAUCUGGAGAUACCGAAAAGGAUUCUACAGACGAAACCUCUUCUCAAUCCUCCAUCCAAAACUCAGAGGGAAACGAUAGAGAUUUCAUUAAUGAAAUUUUUGGGAAGAGUAGCUCUUACGUCAGAAAACCGGGAAUCAGCCAGAGUGAAUUUAUUGAGCAGAUGGAAAACUUGAAUAAAACUUCGUCCCAAUCUUCUUUGAGGAAAUCAUCCGAAGAGAGUGAAAAAGACUUUAUAGGUGAAAUUUUUGGAAAAAAUCAAUCUUUCGUACGAAAACCCAAUAGUACUCAGGCCGAUUUGAUCGAACAGAUGCAGAGUCUUCAGCGAAGAACGUCGGAAUCUCAAGAAAGUUCUCAAUAUCAAACUUCUACGGAGGAAGAGAAAGAAUCGGAUAGGAGAGAAUCCACUUGCAGCGAGCUUAGCCAGAAAGAAGACGAUUUACAGGGAACUAACAAGAAUCCGGAAAUUUUAGUAAGAGCUUGCUCUACCGAUGACGACAAAGAUUACGUGGCAGAAAUAUUUAGCGGAGGAGAUUCGAGUGAGGAAGAAGAAACGGAUUACGUUUCGGAAAUAUUCAGUGGAAGAAAAUCGUUCGAUUGUAUUCCCAGAUAUAAAAUGUAUAUGAAUCAAACCGAAGAUGAGACCGAAGGUGAAGAGAUUACGGAUUACGAAGCCACUGCCAAUGAAGAAGGUACUACGACUAACGAUGAAGGAGAAGAACCGGUAGCGGUAUUUAAUCUGAGCUUACCAAAAGAUUCUUCAGUUCAGAAAUCUCCUACUGUCAUUCACAUAAAAAAUUCGGAAAACGACGAACUGCGUACUCCUACUCCUUGCAAAGCUGGUGCAAAACCAAAAAGCUCUAGCGAAGAGGAGGAAGAAGAGGAGGAAGAAGAAGAGGAGGAGGAGGAGGAAGAAGAAGAAAAAGUUGUAGAGAAAAAAGCCGAACCUUUAGAAGAAAAGAUAAAAGGUAGGAGGAAAUCUUCCGCAUCCGAAAACGAAAAAGAAAGCAAACCUUCUUCAGUGUCAUCGUCCAGGAGGUCGUCAAAAAAUUUGGGAGAUAGCGAAGAUUCGGAUUUUAAGAGAAGAGGCAGCGCGAAUAAAUUCAUUGGAGAUCUGAAAAAUAUAGAUUCACUACUGCUGGGUGGAGACGGUAAAGAACCGGAAACUUUCGAAGACUUUGAAGACAGAUACGAACAAGAAAAGGUAACGGUAAUACCAGCUACAACCGACGAAGAAUCUGAUAACGAGAAGAAGGAAACAGCGAAGAAUAAUUUAACUCUGUUUAUCGGGAAAUUUCAAGACAUCGACGAGAUGCUAGGUAGUCCUUCACCAGUUAGUCCCGGUACGGGUCAGUUAGCCAGUCCAAGUGUAAAGGAUCCGUUCAGCUUCAAGAAAUCAUCCGAGAAGACGAAAACUGCCAAAAAAGACAAGGCAGCAGAAGAUAGUGAUAGCAGCACCAGCGCUUUGGAAGAAGUAGAAGCAUCGGCAGUCAAGGUUCACGAAUCUAAACCUCAAAAGCCCCAAUUGGAAUCCUACACGGAAGAAAUAGAUUCGAGCGCUGUCAGAAUUCGAGGGGGCAAGGCCAUGAAUCCUCAACUUCACCAUUAUACAGAAGAGAUCGAUUCGGGGGCAGUCAGAAUAAGGAAACCUCAAGCUAUGUACGGGCAGAUACUGAAGAGUCCGAAGCAAAAGCUAGACGACUGCACCUUGCAAGUAUACAAGUACAACGAGUCGGAGAAGGACUAUGGCAACUAUCUGGACUUGGAGUCGACGAUCGACGAACAAGCCGAAGAGUUCGAUGGGAUCCAAGACAAGUGAGUCUUUUCUUUAUAUUUUUUCUUUUUCUUUCUUUCUCUUCCGCAUCUUCCCACCCCCUUAUCUUCUCCGUAAACCCAAAAGACCGGUUCCAAGUCCGGAUCUGGGUCGAAUCCCG
Molecule: messenger RNA, 4536 nt
Organism: Centruroides sculpturatus (bark scorpion)
Lineage: Eukaryota; Metazoa; Arthropoda; Arachnida; Scorpiones; Buthidae
Product: transcriptional regulator ATRX-like
Exons: 4
Coding region: 258-4421 (1387 amino acids)
Source: RefSeq, a predicted model, not a curated record